Molecule: messenger RNA, 7290 nt
Organism: Pristis pectinata (smalltooth sawfish)
Lineage: Eukaryota; Metazoa; Chordata; Chondrichthyes; Rhinopristiformes; Pristidae
Gene: pkd2
Product: polycystic kidney disease 2
Exons: 15
Coding region: 245-2947 (900 amino acids)
Biological process (GO): detection of mechanical stimulus; release of sequestered calcium ion into cytosol; potassium ion transmembrane transport
Cellular component (GO): membrane
Molecular function (GO): muscle alpha-actinin binding; voltage-gated calcium channel activity; voltage-gated sodium channel activity
Source: RefSeq, a predicted model, not a curated record
GCUGGCAGUAGCGGGGGGCCUGGUGUUUUCCUGCGGCCGUCCCCGAGUUGGGUGAUGUGAUGUUGGGGCGGCCCGUGGUUUGAUCUCGGCCGGCCUGCGGAUGGCGGAUAGGGACGCGGGGCCGCUGUGAGGGUGCCCGGCGGCUGCGUGGGCCGAGUCCGAGAGCGGCCGAAGCCUGAGGCCCGAGGCCUACCGUUGCCAAGGAGACGCCCGGCCGGGGGCCGGGGUGGAAGCCUAGCCGAGGAUGGGCUCCCGGGUGCGGCCUCAGCCCGCGUUCUCCCCGGCCGGCUCCCGCCUACAGGAGUCGGGCGGCGAGCAGCUGGAGAUGAGCCGAGUGCGGGGCGCGGAGAGCCGGCAGGAGGCGGCGGGCGGGGGCCGAGGCGCGGGCCGCCAGGCGUGGAGCCGCGACAACCCGGGCUACGAGCCGGCCGAUGAGGAGCUGGACAUGGAGCUGGACUGGAGGGCGGCGGCCGAGCCCGGGGCGCCGGGCAGCCCCAGUCCCGCGUCUGGCAGCGGGCUCCCGGCCGGCUACAACCCCCGGCACAACGCCAGGACUGGCUGCCUGUGCCCCAGCCCGAGCCCCGCGGCCCCGCACGGCAGCCGGCCGGGCUGCGGCCGCACCGUCCUGCGCCGGAUCCGAGCUUUAUGGGGAACCCGGAUGACUGGGGAUCAGACCGUCAACAGAGAGAGAUACCUGAAGAACAUGCUGCGAGAAUUGGUGACGUAUGCAGUUUUCAUGGUUGUUCUCUGCAUCUCAACCUAUGGGAUGGUCAGCUCUAACAUGUACUACUACACCAGAGUCAUGUCCAGUCUUUUCCUGGACACUCCUUUUUCUGAAAAUGAGAAAACUAACUUCAGGAGUAUCGCCAACAUGGAUGAUUUUUGGAAGUUCACGGAAGGUCCUUUGCUAGAUGGGCUUUAUUGGGACCUGUGGUACAAUAACAAAACACUAGGGGUGAACAGAAGCUUCAUCUAUUAUGAAAAUCUGCUUUUGGGAGUGCCUCGCAUCAGGCAGCUGAAAGUAAAGAAUGAAUCUUGCAAAGUACAUGAAGACCUAAAAGAUGAAAUCAAGGAAUGCUAUGAUGUAUAUUCAAUUGCAAACGAAGAUACCACGUCAUUUGGUCUCAAGAAUAAAACAGCUUGGACUUAUACAAGUGAGAAAGAUCUGAAAGAGAUUGGCUACUGGGGGUUAGUCGCCAUCUACAGUGGAGCAGGAUAUUACUUGGACCUGGCAAGAAAUAGAGAUGAAACAGCCACAAUGUUAAAGGUGUUGAAAGAGAAUCUCUGGCUUGAUCGAGGCACCAGGGUUGUGUUUAUUGACUUCUCCGUCUACAAUGCAAACAUUAACUUGUUUUGUGUGAUCAGGUUGGUGGUUGAGUUCCCUGCCACUGGAGGUGCACUCUCAUCUUGGCAAUUUCAGACGGUGAAGCUUAUUCGCUAUGUCUCCUCAUUUGACUAUUUUCUGGCAGCGUGUGAAAUUGUUUUCUGUAUUUUCAUAUUCUACUAUAUAGUUGAGGAGUUUCUGGAGAUCCGUGUUCAUAAGCUGCAUUACUUCAGGAGUGUCUGGAACUGUUUGGAUAUUCUGAUCAUUGUGUUGUCAUCGGUAGCGAUUUGCAUCAAUAUUUAUCGCACAGCAAUUGUUGAGGAGUCACUCGGAGAGUUACUAGAGAACCAGAAUUCGUAUGCCAACCUCGAGUCUCUGGCGUAUUGGCAGGUUCAGUUUAACAACAUGGCCGCAGUGGUUGUGUUUUUUGUGUGGAUUAAGAUCUUCAAAUUCAUUAGCUUCAAUAAGACCAUGAUCCAGUUGUCAUCUACCAUGUCUCGCUGUGCCAAAGAUGUCAUGGGUUUUGCCAUCAUGUUUUUUAUUGUUUUCUUGGCUUACGCUCAGCUGGCGUACCUUGUCUUUGGUACCCAGGUCGAUGACUUCAGCACUUUCCACACGUGCAUCUUUACUCAGUUUCGCAUCAUUCUGGGAGAUUUCGAUUUUGCCAAAAUUGAGGAGGCGGACGGGAUUCUGGGCCCAGUUUAUUUUGCCACUUUUGUCUUCUUUGUUUUCUUCAUUCUCUUGAACAUGUUUUUGGCCAUCAUUAACGACACCUACUCUGAAGUUAAAGCUGACGUGGCCCAGCAGAAGAGUGAGAUGGAGCUCACUGACCUUAUUAAGAAGGGAUGUAGCAAGGCCUUGUUGAAACUCCGGCUACGGAAGACAACUGUUGAUGACAUCACGGAGUCUCUACGACAAGCUGGAGGGAAACUAAAUUUUGAUGAAUUGCGACAAGAUCUGAAGGGGAGGGGUCACACAGAUGCUGAGAUAGAAGCAAUUUUUGCCAAGUACGAUCAGGAUGGAGAUCAGGAGCUGACGGAACAUGAGCAUCAACAGAUGAGAGAUGACUUGGAGAAGGAGAGGGAUGACUUGGACCUGGACAGGAGCUCGCUGCCUCGAUCAACCAGUGGCCGAAGCCUCCCACGGAGCAUGGAUGAUUCCGAGGAGGAGGAUGACGAAGACAGUGGUCAUAGUUCAAGAAGAAGAGGGAGCAGCUCCACAGGGGUGUCCUACGAAGAGUUUCAAGUCCUUGUGAGACGUGUGGAUCGAAUGGAACAUUCCAUUGGGAGCAUCGUGUCAAAAAUUGAUGCUGUGAUUGUGAAGUUGGAGGCCAUGGAGAGAGCCAAGCUGAAAAGGAGGGACGUACUGGGCAGGCUGCUGGAUGGUGUGACAGAGGAUGAGCGCCUGGGUCGGGACAACGACAUUCACAGAGAGCAGAUGGAGCGCUUGGUGCGAGAGGAGCUGGAGCGCUGGGAGUCUGAUGAGACGGUGUCACAGCUGAGUCAUCACCUUGGGACACCGCUGGGACUUAACGGGCGUUCUCGGUCCCGCAGUUCUCGCCCUUCUUCGUCUCAGUCCACCGAUGGUUUGGAUGCUGGGGGCGUUGGAGGCAGCCACGUUUAGCCUACGCAUCCUGGAGCUGAUGAUGCCCGUAUCCAUCAAUAUACAUCGUCACGUUGGUUUGACGUUGCGUCAGUAUUUACACCUCUGUGGAUGGAGUUGUGCUUGAUCAGUUGAGAUGAAUGAUCACACACAACACUGUGGGAUGAAUUGUAUGGCCAUGUCAUCAUGGAUUUUUAUAAACACUUACCUGUAGUGUGCAUUUCAUCAAGAAAUUUAGAGAAAGUUGAACAAUAGCAGGCAUCAGUGUUUUAAUGCACCCCAGUUAUAGAAUCCUUUGGCUGGUGAAACUCCCAAUAAAUUGGGGAAGAGCAGUGUCUUGGGCUUAUUUGGAGAUUGCAAUUAGUCAUGAGAUACGAUGAAUAAAGAACACCUCGAGGUUUUUAAGACAUGUCCUUGUCAGAAUCAUGUCAUCUGCAAAGGCCAGAGCAGUACAAAAGAUAUUGUCUGUGCCGAGGUGAAACCCUGAACCAUGACCUAUCCAAAGAAUGUAAUGAAAUGUCCAUCACAGUGUUACUAACCUGGGGGAAAGCAGAUCACCCAUCUUAACCCCCCUCGUACCAGGGAUGGGUCCAGUCCUGGCUUUGCCAUUAUCAAUGAAAAGUAUUGGAAUUGGCAUACAGGUCUGAACUAAGGUUCGCAAAGUGGGCAUCAACCCCCAUCCUACCCAAAGCCUGAAAAAUCAGCUUAUGGCUGACAAUCAAACAUCUUUGCAAGGCCUAUAAAAACCGCUGCCAGAUCUUUGAUUCCUCUUGGCCCCUGUCAUUGAACUAUUUAAAAUGGCAAUAUUUUGAUUGCAUCUGGGUGUGGCCUCAGUGAAACCUUUCUGACCAUUGUUAAUAGUGACCGAAUCCGCUAAUCGUUUAGCUAUGGUUUUAGUAAAGAUUCUGAAUAAUAUUGGCCUGAUAGCGAUGGGCCACCGAUUGUCAAUUGAUUUUAAUUUAUUAAGGUCGUCAGAUUUUGGAAGGAGGACCAUGUGUUUGCAGUAAGUCAGUACAGGUACAGUGGGCCAGUGGCCUCAACCCAUGGUGCAGGAUGGUUCUUGUGAGUGCAUCUUCUGGCAUAGAUCCAAAGGUGUGCUGGGAGUUUUCACUUCCGUGUACUCUACCCCAAUCCAAUGGACAACUGUUAACUUUAUCUGGCUGUCCAUUCCUUAGGGAGGAUGUGGUGUUUCAGCAAAUCCUGUUAUGAUUUUGGAAAUGUUUUAUCUCACAUUCUCCUCAGACCCCUUACAACUUGUUGAUGUUACCACAGAUUGUGAAUUUGGUUUGGAAGAAAGGCCAAGGGUACAUGGAACAGUACAGCACACAAUGUUGUGCUGAACUAAUUAAACUAGUAAUUAAACACCUAACCAAUCCCCUCGCCCACACAAUGUCGACAUACCCCCAUUCUCUGCACAUCCAUGUGCCUAUCUAAGAGCCUCUUAAACGCCUCUAUUGUAUCUGCCUCCACCACCACCCCUGGCAGCCCGUUCCAGGCACCCACCGCCCUCUGUGCAAAAUAAAAAAAACUUACCCUGCACAUCUCCUUUGCACUUUUUCCUCUCACAUUAAAUGCAUGCCCUCUAGUAUUAGACAUUCCAGCCUCAGGAACAAGAUACUGCCUGUCUAUCUAUGCUUCCCGUAAUCUUCCUCCUCCACCACUCCAGUGAAAACACCCUAAGCCUGACCAACCUCCCCUCACAGCACAUUCCCUCUAUUCCAGGCAGCAUCCUGGUGAACCUCUUCUGCACCCUCUCCAAAGCCCCCACAUCCUUCCUACAAUGGGGCAACCAGAACUGAAUGCGGUACUCCAGAUGUGGCCUAACUAGAGUUUUCUAAAGCUGCAACAUAACUUCCCGACUCUUGAACUCAAAGCCUCAACUAAUAAAGGCAAGCAUGCUAUACACCACCUUUUCCCACCCUAUCAACCUGUGUAGCCACUUUCAGGGAGCUAUGGACUUGGACCCCAAGAUCCCUAAGGUUCAAUAAUAAUUUUUCAUUUAUCCAGUAGUGUCAGGCAAGGGGCAGGGCAUUAACAGCGUAUCCAGCGUAGUCACCAUGGGCUGCAUGACAUUCUGUGAUCUUCAGGAGAAUUGUUUAAAAAGUUGUGAAAUGUAAAUGGAUCUGGAGCUAUCUCAACUGACUGAAGCCUCCUGUAUCACCAGAAGUUAUGAUUCUGGUUAACAAUAAGACCUUUGUAGGUGCAGGGUAAAGUAUGCAUAUUCAUUCAGAAAUGCAAGCUAGGAGAAACAAGUCUUGAAGGUUCCUUGGGUAGUGGAUUUGGGAGCAGAGGUUAAGUGGAAUUUGCUUUAACCAUCAUGAGUCAGAACGAUCAGUGGCACAAGCAGAUCCCAUCUCUCCAGCCAGAUCCAUUUUCCACCUUCCACUUCCCCACAUCUCCUUUGGUCCAGGUGUCCCCUCAAUAAAGGACUGAGGAGGCUAGAGGGACCUUGUGUCCUUGGACCCUACGCCUCCGAUCUCAGACGUUGGUCAUUGUGCAGAAUUGGUUUGGGGAAGCAAGGGUGUGAGUUCAAGUGCCAUGUAAGUGAUGAUGUUCUUGGGGAUGAGGGAGCUGCCAGCCCAUCACACACUUUCACAUUGAAUCCUUAGAGUAACUUCAGUGGAAUUUGUUAAACAAAGUUGAUUUUUUUUCCCAAAAGCUCUUUCAGAAUUUUCUGCAUGAAUCAGUGGUGAGGGACCCAAGUAUUAUGAUGCAUGUGAUUGGUAAUGAUUGAUUGAGAGCUAAGCAUCUUGAUUCGUGGGAUUGCCGCUAACAGCACCACAUCUACCUUUCACAUCCAGUCGAGGAAGGACUGUGAAACUGCCCACAGAAUUCAUGUGCAGUUCCAUUGCUGUAUUCUUCCUUGGAAUCUAUAUGGGGGCAGUUAAUUGGUUUUAGUUUUCAAGUUUUGGUUGUAGAUUCACAUACUUGAAUCAAAAAGGAAUAGAAGGCUUAUGACCUAACGUGUGUAAAUGGGAUUGGAGUAGGUAGACACAAUGGGCAGCAUAGAUGUGAUGGGCCGAAGGGCCUGUUUCUCUGCUGUAUGACUCUGACUCUGUUUAAUGAGUAUUGGGAAUGUUUCGCAGUGUUGAGCACCCACUUGUAAGAAUGGAAAAGCAAUGGACAAAGGUACGAUUUAGGUUACAAUGUGAUUACACACUCUUAACUGAGUUAACAGACUGACCCCAUAAAUGGUUAAUAGUUAGAUUUGAUCCAUGAGAAACCAUUGCAAGGAAUUAUGGUUGAAAUCUAGUAUUUUUUCUACUCAAAGCCAUUGUUGAAAUUCCUUAAGAAGAAAUAGUUGAUUGAGAAAAAAUGACUUUGCCUGAUGUAGCUAAUGAGUGGAAUUGGGUACAUUAUGUGGAGGAAACAUCCUCAAUGAAGACCUGAGAGGGUUCAGCACCUUGUUUCUGUAGUUUGUUGUCAACAUCUCCAUAAACUCAAACAAUAAUUGGACAAAACCUGACCUUACUGGAGCAAAAGCUGCUGAAUGUUUCCAGUGUUUUCUGUUUCCGUUGUGAGCACACUCCUCUGAAACACCAUUCAUUAUGAGAACAUGUUUGGCUAAACCUGGUGUUGAAUGUAGGUCGUACACAGCUACAGCCCAAAAACCCCUCGAAGUGACCUACCAUCAGUGCCUUCAUCACUCCCUAAAGGGAAAUGAGGUGCUUGACACUGACAGGUCAGUACUGCAGUUGAGAUAAAUAUGGAAGUGAAUGCUUGUGUUGUGAUUCCGAAACUUUGGAAAUGACUAUGUUCGCACAAUAAGAGGGUUUGGUUUUUUAAAUUUAUUGAGCGCAACAGGAUUUCCAAGUCAUCGACAGUCUAAAUCUUAUUUUCGGCAUUGUCUUUGCACAGUUGCAUUUCCAAAUGUAGAAUAAAAGUGCCUUGGCCAAAUAAUGCAACAAACUAGUUUGAUUGUUUUUACUUACUGUGUAUUUUUCCCUCAUAGUUUACGUUUGAAAUUACUUGCCUAGGUUUGAAUAAGAAUUCACCUACCUAUUAAUGCAUCACCAUUUUUAUGAACCAAACAAAGAUUUUAUUAAAGUGAUGUGUACGAACUUUAACAAACUUCAUUGUGAAGUGCAUAAUUUCAUGGGGUAUCCAUGCUGUAUCUUGACGCUGUGCGUGCCGAUGCAUAAAGUCUAGUUUAUAGAACUGUUUUUAUAUUUCUGUAUUGUAAUAUCUCAAAUGAAAUAUCCAGCUUUCAUUACUGCUUUUCAUUUUUUAUGUAACCAGGUACACCUUGUUUACAAAUUUUAAUGUAGAAUUACACUUUUUAAUAGAUUUCAAGUCUUCCAUUGUUAGAGACUUUGUAGAUUUUGGGCCUGUUGUAUUCAAGCACUUUAAUAAAGUAUAUCUUC